AUGGCGGAAGCCGACCCUCUUUCGGUUGCUAUGACGCGUUUUGGCUAUCCGGCAGGGCAGCUUCCAGCGCCCACCGCCAUUUAUGCACGGAGAGAAGCCUUGAUUGCGGAAAUUCGCAACAAGCUCGUAGAAGGCGAGGUAGCCCUCCAACAGCAGCUCUCGCGUCAGCAAGAGCAGCUGGAAGCGCUUCAAAAACAGCAAAAUGCGCGUUUCAGGCUUGCCCUGGAUUGUCAGGUGAAGGCAGAUGAAUACAGCUUGAGCAAACGACAUAAUGAGCAGCUCAUGCAAUUGCAGCAGAGGGCCCAAGCAAGGCGAGCGCAGCUGGAGCAGCAGGCUACCAGCUUGGUCCUGGAAUUCCAGCAGCGAAAGCUUCAAGAGGAGUUCUUGCUGCAGCAGAAGGAGAUUCAGAGACAGCACGAGCAAGAACAAAGCAGGAGAUUCAGCUCAGCCGUUUCUUUUGCCAAGUUCCCUUCUGUCACAAAGCGUCGCAAGAUGCAGGGUCUUGGUGAACGGGGGCCCAAACAAAGUGGUGUGGCGAAGUGCCCUGACAGUCCUGUGAAUGAAGUCUUUUAG
Messenger RNA from Cladocopium goreaui, 573 nucleotides. The record is from the annotation of a GenBank genome assembly. Lineage: Eukaryota; Dinophyceae; Suessiales; Symbiodiniaceae.